This is a messenger RNA of Monomorium pharaonis (pharaoh ant), 1261 nucleotides long. It is a transcript of the gene Taf8, whose product is annotated as transcription initiation factor TFIID subunit 8. The record is from RefSeq and is a predicted model, not a curated record. Lineage: Eukaryota; Metazoa; Arthropoda; Insecta; Hymenoptera; Formicidae. The transcript has 6 exons. Gene Ontology annotation, cellular component: transcription factor TFIID complex. Gene Ontology annotation, molecular function: protein heterodimerization activity. Gene Ontology annotation, biological process: transcription initiation at RNA polymerase II promoter. Bases 314 to 1192 code for a protein of 292 amino acids.
CUAUUGUAGAUCCGGCCUUAAGCGUCUCCGCAUCUAAUGACUCUCUAGUGUGCAGGAGGUAUAUUAUAUAUUUGUUGUUUCGGUAUCUGUGAGUUUUCAUAGUAAUUCACAGUGAUUCACAGUUUAAAGUGAAGUGGAAGAGUUUUUUGAGUUUAAGAGUUGAUUGUUCCAACUUCUUGGUAAAUUUACCUAUCAGUUAAAAUCUUUGUUUUUUCCUUCAACACUCGAAUAUAUAUUUUGUACGAGGUGCAAAAAUUUUUGAAGAUUUCAAGCCUUACAAAUAGAGAUCUUCAAAUUUAUUCAAAGAAGAAUUAUGGAUAUGCAAACAGUAAAUACUCGAAGAAAGAUAUUAAGUCAAGUAAUUUCGAGCAUUUUAGUAGAAAGUGGUUAUGAUACAUGUGAAAAACAAGUAUUGGAAACGUUCACAGAAAUGUUACAGGCAUUUAUUGUGGAGAUUGGCGCCUCAAGUAGAAAUUAUUGUGAACUUUCUGGGAGAACGGAGCCUCUCAUAGCGGAUGUUAUAUUGGCAUUGAUUAAUAUGGGGAUGAAAUUAGAUAAUCUAGAAAUUUAUGCAAAGCGACAAAAUAGAACAGUCUUGCCGAGUCUUCAACAACAAACACAAGCGAAACAAUUGAAUAUCUUACAGGCUGGAGUUAAGCAAAGCCAUCCGUCUCAUAUACCAAGUUAUUUACCAGCCUUUCCUGAUCCACAUGCGUAUAUCAGAACUCCAACACAUAAGCAACCAGUAACUGAAUACGAAGCAAUUAGAGAAAAAGUAGCAACGCAAAAACGAGAUAUCGAAAGAGCUUUAACAAGGUUUAUUGCCAAAACAGGAGAGACACAUAGUUUAUUUCUCACAGAAGAUAACAGCAUAUUUCCAUUAAUAUCUUGUAAACCACAAUUUCCCUGUUAUAUCUCUGCUCUUCUACCUCAAGACCAAAUAUUCGAGCCAGAGCCAGACUUUCAGUUUGACUCAAAUCCAGUAAAAAAGAAAAAAGAGAAACAAAGUGAAAAAACGGAAGAAAAUAAUGAAACACAAAAUGAAAAUAUGGAACAGAAUGGUGAAACAACUACUCAGCAAGAUAUUAUAGAUAAUCCAUAUUUAAGACCUGGAAAGAUUCCUAAAAAUAAAAUACCAAGUAUGACGAUAUCUGGUCAGCAUUCCGUUAAAAAAGAAGUAUUUGACUCUUAAAUAUCACAAUACAAUAAUAUUAAUUUACAAAAUAAGAUUAAAAAAUUUCUAUUCAUGAUGCUUAUAAAU